Rhizoctonia solani is the source of this 1578-nucleotide messenger RNA. RefSeq lists its product as uncharacterized. The transcript has 5 exons. The record is from RefSeq and is a predicted model, not a curated record. The coding region runs from base 1 to 1578 and encodes 525 amino acids. Lineage: Eukaryota; Fungi; Basidiomycota; Agaricomycetes; Cantharellales; Ceratobasidiaceae.
AUGGAGACUAACCUUCCGUUUGCUGAAUCUCUUCGCAAGGAUUUGACACAGGGCAUAGACCGACCUUUGUAUCCGUUGUCAUCAUACGGUCCCAGCAAGAGCAUACCGUGUAUUAUCGAUGGGUUGGACCAGAGUCCGGAGGAAUUGCGCGUUGCUGCUUGGACGGCAAAUCGUGACGCGGGCGGAAUUGAAGCCUACAAAGCUCAUGAAAAGCAAUUGAUUGAUGCAGCACAAUUGUUCAUUGGUUCUGCGGCGUCUACUGGCGCCAUAACCCUGGAUGAGGCCAAGCGCAUUUGGAACUUAGUGGAUGAACAUGGCAAUCCACCUGCCAAUGGACAAGCAGAAAUAAAAUCUAAACUUCGUGAAAGGCUACAAUCCUCAACCCAAGUCCUGCCUUCGGUAAAACACUGCACCUACACCUUUGGAUCUUCGGUUCAUCUCAGCCCGCACAAACCUCAGCCUUUGGGAGCUCAGGUUUUGUCAAGCCCGGUACCGGUGCAUUUGGCUCGAGCACGGGCUCAGGCGCCUUUGGAGGCAGUACCACCAAUGCAUUCGGUGGAUCUUCACAAUCCCAGCCUAGCGCUUUCGGGGGAACUGCGUCACAGCCUGCGCAUUUGGAGCGCCUGCUCAAACCACGGGCAGCGCAUUUGGCUCUUCCACAGGUGGGAUUCGGUCAAUCCGGGUUCGGUGCCAAACCUGCAUUCGGCCAAUCGGGCUUUGGCUCGUCCACCACUCCUUCCACUACACCCCGCCUUUGGCAGCUCUGCUCCCACUUCUGCAUUCGGCCAAUCGGGCUUCGGGACUUCUGCUACUGCUGCUACCACUACUACCGCUGCACCUGCUUUCGGCCAAAGUGGGUUCGGGAGCAAGCCAGCUGGCUCUGCGUUGGAUCGAGCACAGGCGGAGGUGGUGCAUUUGGUGCAUUUGCUAACAAAUCAUCAUCGUUUGGGGGCACGAAUACGGGUAACACCACCUCCGCCUUUGGUACCUGCUAGUGGCACGUCUGUAUUUGGGAGCGGGAGUAGCAGUACUACACCUGCGUUCGGAAGCACACCGGGUCGGCGUUCGGGUCGAGCACUACUAGUGCAGGCACAGGUGGUCUCUUUAUUCAACUACCACUUCAAUAAUAACAAUGGGGCGGAAGGAAUGGACUCGGACACCCCCACCACUACACAAGCACCAGCCUCGGCGUUUGGCCAACCAGCAUCCAGCACGGCUUCGGCAUUUGGCCAAACUCAACAACCUUCUACAACCUCUGCUUUCGGGCAAACCCAGCCGACGUCAGCGUUUGGGUCAUCAGCAUUUGGUGCCAAUACAUCUGCGUUUGGAACGACGGGUGCAACCUCUGCUUUUGGUACGACGACCAAACCAUCCGCAUUUGGAGCUACCUCCGCAUUCGGUUCUAGCUCUGGAACUGCAUUCAACACCGCCAAGCCCAAAGAUCGGGACCCGUUUGCGGCAUUGCUACCCGACGACUACAUGAAUACCCUAUCCGAGGGUAUUAUAAAUGCGUUCAAGGCUGAUAAAUUUGAACUGGGGUCUAUUCCCGAGUGUGUUCCGCCCUUGGAGAUGCGGUGA